Olea europaea var. sylvestris is the source of this 1617-nucleotide messenger RNA. Its product is annotated as protein IQ-DOMAIN 1-like. Gene Ontology annotation, molecular function: protein binding. The transcript has 7 exons. Bases 327 to 1610 code for a protein of 427 amino acids. The record is from RefSeq and is a predicted model, not a curated record. NCBI's taxonomy places the organism in Eukaryota, Viridiplantae, Streptophyta, Magnoliopsida, Lamiales, Oleaceae.
UCCCUUUCUCUCUCUGUGUGUAUUAUUAGUAGAAUAGUAGCCGACCCUGAUUUUUCAGGAGAUUUAAGCUUCCAAUUUUUAUGUAUUUCUUUGUAACAUACGAGUUAAGCACAAUCUUGUAUUUUGUAGAUCUGUAUUGUUUGUCACUUGAAUUAGGGAUUUUAUUUGGUGAAGUUUAUCCUAAAGACGGAAAUUUUCUUUGAUGAGAUGGGUUUUGCUCAGUUUGCUGUUUUGUUGGUGUAAUUGUGUGAAAAGGGCUACAUUGCUUGUACUAAAGUUCAAACCUUGGUUCUUUUAUUACAAAGGUCUGGAGCUGAUAGAUCGAUAUGGGUGCAUCAAAGAAAUGGAUCAAAGCGUUGAUUGGUUUCAAGAAACCAGAGAAAUCACAAUGUUCGGAGAAGGAUGAAAAUAGAACAGGGAGCAUUGACAAGAUUUGGCAUCGAAGAAAGCAUUCUGUUGAGAUUGAUGCCAACAUACUUCAAGAUGAGUUCAAUCAAGAUGCGGUUACAUCAGUUGAAGAUCCCAACUUUCAGCAAGUUUCAGAUUCUACUAGCUCUCCUUCUGCUUCACGUCAGGUGCAAAAUGCUGCUCAAGUUCAACAGGAAAUGAGAGAAGAAUGUGCUGCCAUACGCAUCCAAACAGCCUUUAGAGGAUUUCUGGCCAGACGAGCUCUACGCGCUUUAAAAGGAUUGGUGAGGCUUCAAGCUCUUGUCAGGGGCCAUGCUGUAAGAAAGCAAGCUGCUAUUACACUCCGUUGUAUGCAAGCUUUAGUAAGAGUUCAGGCUCGUGUCCGAGCGAGGCGUGUUCGUAUGGCAUUGGAGAGUGAAACAGAACAACAGAAGCUUCAACAUCAACUUGAACAUGAAGCUCACGUUAAAGAAAUUGAAGAUGGGUGGUGUGACAGUGUUGGAUCUGUCGAAGAAAUUAAAAACAAAUUGUUGAAGAGGCAAGAGGCUGCUGCUAAACGUGAGAGGGCAAUGGCAUAUGCUUUGGCAAACCAGUGGCAGGCAGGGUCAAGACAGCAAAAUUUGGCUGGUUUUGAACCGGAUAAAAGCAACUGGGGUUGGAACUGGUUGGAGAGAUGGAUGGCUGUUCGUCCAUGGGAAAACCGCUUUUUAGACAUUAAUCUGAAAGAUGGAGUGAAGAUUCUCGAGAACAGAUCGGCUGAUGUGAAUGAAGGGGCCAAAACCCAGUUAAUAUCCACUGGAAAGAUAUCAACAUCAAAUAUUGCAAAUGAGAGAACUGUUCCAUCACGUUCAAGCAUGAACUCAAAUGAAAAAAGGGGUCUAUCACAGUCUGAUGGCAGCAGCUCUUCACCCGGUAAAUCAGCAAAUGCGCUAGAAACGCCAGGCGUGCUAUUAACCAGUACAAGGUCAAAACCAGUUCUUAAAGACUUGGUCGAGGAAACUACCUCUAAGCCUGUUGCUGGUUCAAGAUCGCAUAGCAAUCCAAAAGAGAGAUCCACCCUUUCAGAUAAACAAGGAAAGAAGCGAUUAUCUCUGCCAAGCAGCGGUCUAAGUCAGGGGUCUCGACCAACUGGGCAACUCAGUCGAACUGCUGUUAAAAGCUCGCCAACUGGCCAAAAGCCCAUGAAGGAUAAACCAAAUUGAACGGGAA